GCCAUUUCCGAGCCCAUUCUCGAGUUCAACGCAAAAGACGACUCCAUUGUCCGGAUAAGAGCCCUAAAUCAAUCAUCUGUUCGAAGGAAACGCGGAUUUUGAUCAAAUGAUACGAGCGGUGAUUGUGAUGAACGACAAAGGCAAGCCUCGGCUUGUCAAAUUCUACGAUUAUCAGCCCUUGGAGAAGCAACAGGAGCUGAUUCGGAAUAUUUACGGAGUUCUGUGUAGCAGGGCUGAGAAUGUCAGCAACUUCAUUCAGGCUGAUAUCAGUUUUGGACCGGAUGCCCGACUUGUGUACAAGACUUAUGCAACGUUAUACUUCAUCGUUGUAUUCGAUAGCUCUGAAAAUGAGCUGGCAAUGCUAGAUCUUAUGCAAGUAUUUGUGGAGACAUUGGACAAGUGUUUCAGUAAUGUUUGUGAGCUGGAUGUGAUCUUCAACUUUAACAAGGUUCAUACUAUAUUAGAUGAAAUUGUGUUGGGAGGUCAAGUACUUGAAACGAGUUCUUCAGAAGUUGUGAUAGCUGUUGAAGAAAUCUCCAGGUUGGAGAAGGCCUCAAAUUCAAUCCUGCUUGUCCCAAAAUCCAUUCCUGGCUGGCAGGCUCGAUAGGAUAUGAUUUCUAUAGGUGUGGAGAAUGCUUGAAGGAAUCUAAGGAAGCAUGCUGACGCAGAACAAGGAGCUGUGAGAGUCGGGUUCUGAGUGUGGAAAAUCCAGUAUAAAGUUUUGGCUACGGUAGUAUCCUCGGGUUAGUUUCGUUUUGCGUUUAGGUACCAAAAAAAUCCUUAAGAACAGGCGAUGCUUAGAAAUUUCUGGCCUGUUGAGGCAUGGAGAACUUGUCCUCGUUGAAACAUUGUUUAAACUAACAAAGUAGUGAAAAUGUUGACCGAAGGUAGCUUAAGUAAUCGCCAAACUGAUUUAAUAGCU
Diospyros lotus (date-plum) is the source of this 922-nucleotide messenger RNA. Its product is annotated as AP-3 complex subunit sigma-like. Gene Ontology annotation, biological process: Golgi to vacuole transport; intracellular protein transport. The record is from RefSeq and is a predicted model, not a curated record. The transcript is spliced from 8 exons. The coding region runs from base 107 to 607 and encodes 166 amino acids. Gene Ontology annotation, cellular component: intracellular membrane-bounded organelle; AP-3 adaptor complex; membrane coat. Lineage: Eukaryota; Viridiplantae; Streptophyta; Magnoliopsida; Ericales; Ebenaceae.